AACUGAAAAGAGAAAUAAGAGAAGGAGAGAAACAUCAGAGAGAGAUGAAAGAGGAGAUGAAGAGAGAACGAGAGACAUUUAGACACGAAAUAGAGGAAAUCAGGAGAGAAAAAGAGAAAAUAAAAAGAGAAAAACACAAGCUUAAAGCUGAAUACGAUGCAGAAACAGACAGACUGAUGAAGAGAAACAAGAAAGAUAGAGAGAGUUAUGAGACAGAGAGACAGAGAAUAGAAGAAGAGUUCAGAGAGAGAGAAGAGCGAUAUAAAAGACUGAUUAAAGAACAAAAGCAGAAGGAGAAAGAAAUGACGCUAAAGCAAAUGCACAAACAGGAACCAGAGGAAAGACUGAGAAGCAAAGCUGUUGCAGCUGGCAUUGCUGGUGGUGGAUUUACUGGUGGAGCUGUUGUCAAAGCUGUUCAUGGUCCAUCUGUGACUAAAACAGCUCUUUUUGGGGCUGCUGCUGUUGGAGCCAUCGCUGGUGGAAGCAUCGGAGGUGGAGCAGCAAGUGGGACACUGAAAGGAGCUGUUGGUGGAGCUGUUGCUGGAGCUGCUGUUGUUGGAGCUGCUGCUGGAGCUGUUGCUGGAGUUGCUGUUGUUGGAGCUGUUGCUGGAGCUGUUGUCGGAGCUGUUUCUAGUCUUUCCAUCAGAGAAAAUACUGCUUUAUUUAUAGUUGGAUGUCUUGGGGGCGCUGUUGUUGGUGGACUUGUUGGGGGAACUACAGCUGGAGCUCUUGGUGGAGCUGUUGUUGGCGGAGUAGAUAAAAGAUCUAUAUCUGGAGCUGUUGAUGGAGCUGCUGUUGGAGCCGUUAGCGGAGCUGCUGUAGGUGGAGCUGUAGGUGGAGUUUUAGCUGGUGGAUUUGUCGGUAAUACUGUUGCUGGAGUUGUUGCUGGUGGAGUCGUCGGUGGAGCUACAUCUGGAGCUGUUGGUGGAGCUGUUGUUUGUGGAGUUACUAGAAGAUCUCUUCCUGCAACUCUUGAUGGAGCUGUGGCUGGAGCUGCUUUUGGGGUUGCUGCUGGAACUAUAGUUGGAGUUACAGGUGAUAAUGUACGUUUAGCUGCUGUUGAGCUACUGCAGCUGUUUGAGUGGCUGGGGUUGAGGUUGUAGGUGGAGCUGCUGUUGAUGCUGCCUGCACAUUUAGCCAAACUGAACAUAAUCUGUUAGAUGGGUGAAAUUCUGGAGCUUUUUUUUGUUGAGUCUUGAUCAGUAAGCAGGGAUGAACCAACUGCAGGGUGAUACCAUUAACAUUUUACUGACAACAUUUGAAUGGCGUUUCGGGUGUUUGUAUAACUGAUGGGUUUUUUCAGAAUUAGUUUCUUAAACUUUGGAUCAUGUCAUUGUUUAUACUUAGGGAAAUGUACAGUAGACCUUAUUUGAUAAUAAUAAUAAUUUGAAAAUAGUUUUGCUGUCUCAUCAAUGUUUGAGGUUUCAUCAAGGUUUUGAUCAAUCAAGAUUUUUUUUUCAACACCAAAUACGGUAUAUAAGGAAAGGUACUGAACAUGUUUUUAUCAGUGUUUGAAAUAUACUGUGGCCUUUGGGGGAGCCCACAGGAUUCCUUACAACUCAAUUCAAUUUAAUUCAAUUCAUC
Molecule: messenger RNA, 1584 nt
Organism: Danio rerio (zebrafish)
Lineage: Eukaryota; Metazoa; Chordata; Actinopteri; Cypriniformes; Danionidae
Source: RefSeq, a predicted model, not a curated record